Molecule: messenger RNA, 1351 nt
Organism: Umbelopsis ramanniana AG
Lineage: Eukaryota; Fungi; Mucoromycota; Umbelopsidomycetes; Umbelopsidales; Umbelopsidaceae
Exons: 9
Coding region: 34-954 (306 amino acids)
Biological process (GO): protein phosphorylation
Cellular component (GO): nucleus; cytosol; protein kinase CK2 complex
Molecular function (GO): protein serine/threonine kinase activity; ATP binding
Source: RefSeq, a predicted model, not a curated record
CCAGUACGCUGUUCAUCUUGCUUGUCAAAUACCAUGCCGUACCAAAGUAUAGCACGGAGCUAUGCUAACGUCAAUCAGCAGCAGCCACGAGAUUACUAUGAUUAUGACAAUCUGCAAGUUCAGUGGGGGUCCCAAGACAAUUACGAGAUCGUUCGAAAAGUCGGUCGAGGCAAAUACUCUGAGAAGAAGAUUAAGCGAGAGAUCAAGAUCCUUCAAAAUCUCACUGGUGGCCCCAAUGUCAUUGGUCUAUUGGAUGUCGUUAGAGACCCACAGUCCAAGACACCAUCUCUCAUAUUUGAAAACGUGAAUAAUACCGACUUUAAAAUACUUUACCCAAAAUUCCAAGACUACGAUAUUCGAUUUUAUAUGUAUGAACUCCUAAAGGCUUUGGACUUUUGCCAUUCAAAAGGAAUUAUGCACCGCGAUGUUAAGCCCCACAAUGUCAUGAUCGACCAUGAAAAACGACAGCUUCGCUUGAUUGAUUGGGGUCUUGCUGAAUUCUACCACCCAGGCACAGAAUACAAUGUGCGUGUCGCUUCUCGGUAUUUCAAGGGCCCUGAACUUCUCGUCGAUUUCCAAGAAUACGACUACAGCCUUGAUAUGUGGAGUUAUGGCUGCAUGUAUGCCAGUAUGAUCUUCCGCAAGGAGCCUUUCUUCCACGGUCAUGACAAUUAUGACCAAUUGGUUAAAAUUGCAAAGGUCCUAGGUACCGAUGAAUUGUUUGCCUAUGUGGAGAAGUAUGAACUAGUGCUCGACCAACAGUACGACGAGAUUUUGGGAAGAUAUCCACGCAAACCGUGGUCCAAAUUUAUCACAAGCGACAACCAACGGUUUGUUUCAAACGAAGCUCUUGAUUUCUUGGACAAGCUGCUUCGGUAUGAUCACCAGGAGAGAUUGACGCCUCUGGAAGCUAUGGAUCACCCAUACUUUGAGCCAAUAAGACAAAAAAAAUAAGCAAGACAAUUGGAGAGAGCUGAUGUUUUCUUGCGAUGAGCAAUGGAUCUUCGUUUGUUCAGUGUAUUGAUACACGCCUUUGCCUACUUUAUUCCCUCGUGUUUAGAGAGCAUAUGGCUUUCCAUCCUAUUAUAUCUUCCUUUCUCUUUCUCAUUCGCCUACUUAUUCUACUCGCUUCUCUUUUUCUUUUCUUUCUCUUUCAUUCUCAUAUAUUUCACCUUCACCGUUGUCAAAUUCUGCAUUUCUCAUGUGAGAAUGAAACUAUUGUAAUCAACGCAUACGAACAUCGAAGGAAUCAACUGCAAACACCGCAAAAAAAAAAGGAAAUCACAUCUGGUGUGUGUGUUAUACUCUUUGUCUCAUGAUAGUGUGUGAUUUGCCACUGGAUAAAGGGCAC